AUGUCCUCUGGAGGCGGAGGCUCCAGGCCGGUCAUCCUGAUCGACGCGGGCAUUCACGCAAGGGAGUGGAUCGCGCCAGCUGCCGCCCUCUACGUCAUCAACCAGCUGGUCGAGAACGCAGCCGAGAGCGCGCUCACAGACAGCGUCGACUGGCACAUCAUCCCCGUGCUCAACCCCGAUGGCUACGAACACAAAGUUUACCGGCUGGUGCCCACAGAGCAGCAGCUGAAAAUAAUGUCGCAGCUGAGGAACAACCCGUCCCUCGACUUCUGGUCGGGAGCGCUCCGUGCUGGCCACCCUGUGGACGUCAGGGUGCCACCCAGAAUGCACGGCAACAUCCAAGCCUUCCUCAACCGCCAAGGAGUGCUGCAUCACGUGAUUAUUAAUGACCUCCAACAGGUCUUGGAGAAGGAGCAAAAUCAGACGCUGGUGAAACCCAUAAACAGCAGGGACGAGACUCGCGUUUCAUUCACCAAGUACCAACGCUACGAUGAUAUUCGGAAGUACUUGUCGCAGUUGGAAUCAAGCUAUCCACGUACAGUGACUGUGCAGAGCAUCGGAAACACAUCCGAGGGACGCCCUAUAGAUAUCAUCCAGAUAUCCUCUGGAGGGGGCGGCACCAGGCCGGUCAUCCUGAUCGACGCGGGCAUCCACGCCAGGGAGUGGAUCGCGCCAGCUGCCGCCCUCUACGUCAUCAACCAGUUGGUCGAGAACGCAACGGCGAGUUCGCUUACAGACAGCGUCGACUGGCACAUCAUCCCUGUGCUCAACCCUGAUGGCUACGAGUACUCUCUCACAAAGGACCGCAUGUGGAGGAAGACAAAAUCAAGACAAUCCAGUUCGUGCUUGGGAGUGGAUGCCAACAGGAACUUUGGUUUCCACUGGAAUGAGAUCGGCGCCAGCAACUACCCCUGCUCUGAGCUCUAUGCUGGCCCUCAUGCCUUCUCAGAGCCUGAGACGCAAGCUUUCCGGGACUACGUCCUGAAGAACUCCAAACGCAUCAAGCUCUACCUAACGUUCCAUAGCUAUGGACCCCACAUACUCUAUCCGUGGGGAUACACUAGCAAAUUGCCUGACGACUGGAAAACCCUGGACGCCUUGGCAAGCAAAGCAAAUGAAGCCCAGAUGGCUGCUGGGGGUCCUAAGUACGGGGUCGGCAGCUCUACAAACGUCUUGUACGCUGCGGCCGGCGGCAGUGAUGACUGGAUCAAGAGUGUUGGCGGAGUAGCCCUCUCCUACACCAUCGAAUUUCCCGGUGGUGGUAGCAUGGGUUUCUUCCCUCCAGCAUCAGACAUCCUGAAAAUAGUGACGCAAUUCUUCGAAGCCGUGCGCGUCUAUGGGAAAUAUGUUGCUGAUAACUAUGGAUAA
Schistocerca serialis cubense is the source of this 1368-nucleotide messenger RNA. RefSeq names its product carboxypeptidase B-like. Bases 1 to 1368 code for a protein of 455 amino acids. Lineage: Eukaryota; Metazoa; Arthropoda; Insecta; Orthoptera; Acrididae. Gene Ontology annotation, molecular function: zinc ion binding; metallocarboxypeptidase activity. The record is from RefSeq and is a predicted model, not a curated record. The transcript is spliced from 9 exons. Gene Ontology annotation, biological process: proteolysis.